Molecule: messenger RNA, 876 nt
Organism: Peronospora belbahrii
Lineage: Eukaryota; Oomycota; Peronosporomycetes; Peronosporales; Peronosporaceae
Source: the annotation of a GenBank genome assembly
AUGCACAUGUUAAGGACAGGGUUCAAGAUGGCUGUAUUGGCAGCGGCGGUUGCGUGCUAUGUGCAGCCACAGGUACUACUUCAGCCAUUUAUCGAAUUAGAAUUAGACACCGCAGAUGCUCAAGUGAUGGCGCGUGUUUUGCGUGGUCUGCUGACGCUGCUGAGCUACGGCUUGGCCAGUUUCCGACCUUCUUGGUUGUAUGUGGUGGUCGUUGUAGCAGCGCUGCAGCUUAUUCUAUGGGGUCUACAAAUGUUUGAUGACUCAAUGAUAGGAUUGAGUGUAGAAGAGGAGAAGAAGAUGUUCUUAACGGGCGCCGUGACGUGCUUUGGGGUUAUAGUGAGUAUACUUUUGUUUGGAGGCAAAAGCGAUGACAGAGCUCGUUUCCGGAAGCGGCUGGUAGCAUUUUACACGAAGCACAAUUCCGAGAAGUUGCGCCAAGUGGAUGAACUUGUCGAGAAAUAUGAACUUAAUGAGGAGCUGCUGUUCCAGCGACUGCAUCGGAAGUACAAUGCACUGGCUGCUGGAUCAGAUAGUCACUCUGUGAUGAAGAAGAUUGACGAGAGUGAGUUCUUGUACGAAGAGGAAGAAGAAGAAAGAGUCGAAUCGGACGAGGAGACUACGGGUUUGGUGGACAAGGAGGCUGUGGUGUAUCCAAUGAAGAAAACUCGUCAACCGGAAAUUGAGGAUUACGACAGACUUGAUGGCACGCCUCCUGUAUCGCCUCGAACGGCUGAAAAAUUAGCACAUACGCACCGCCAGUCGUCCACACUGAUCAAUAAAGCGAUUGAGCUAGCACGUCGGGCUCAACAAGAGCGUAUUGAACGCCGCAUUGCUAACAUCGCAUCGAAGAGUGGAGACGGCUAUGCUGGGCACUAA